Molecule: messenger RNA, 2250 nt
Organism: Dioscorea cayenensis subsp. rotundata (Guinea yam)
Lineage: Eukaryota; Viridiplantae; Streptophyta; Magnoliopsida; Dioscoreales; Dioscoreaceae
Product: phospholipase D delta-like
Biological process (GO): phospholipid catabolic process
Cellular component (GO): plasma membrane
Molecular function (GO): D-type glycerophospholipase activity
Source: RefSeq, a predicted model, not a curated record
AAGUCUCAUUACAGAAAACAGAAAAACAGAAAACAGAGAGAAUGAAAAACGAAAUUAAAAAAACGGAUUCCUUUCCAUGAAAGGACGCCAUGGCCGAGAACUCCAACUCCAAGCUUUCCCACCUUCUCUCUACCUCCAUCUCCAAGCAAAGAACCCUAACACCUUCUAUACAAAACCCUAAUGUCUCUCCUCCUCCUCCUCCUCUCGCAUCCUCCAAUGGCCUCCCAAACCCAAACACAAACCCCCGUGCUCCUCCAUGGCGAUCUCCAUCUCUGGAUCAUCGAAGCCUGUGACCUUCCCAACAUGGACUACUUCUCGAGAGCCUCCGUCGAUGCUUUGUCACUCCUUGCCCCAAUCUUCUUUUUGUCCCAGAAACGCAGUGGCGAAGUCACCACCGACACUAACACUGACCCUGAUCCCCGCCCUCGCCAUCGCCAUGGCACGAUCAUUACUAGUGAUCCCUAUGUCACCGUGUCCAUCGCUGGCGCCACCGUUGCUCGCACCCGCGUGAUCUCCAACUCCCAGGACCCCUACUGGGACGAGGACUUUGAGAUUCCUCUCGCUCACUGUGCGGAUUUCAUCGAGUUCCAGAUUAAGGACAACGAUGUCUUUGGCUCCCAGCUCAUUGGGACUGUCCGAAUCCCCACCUCCACUGUCGCGUCCGAGAAGGUGGAUGGUUGGUUCCAGGUUGAAGACUCUACUAAGAAGUUACGCAAGCAUGAAUCGGCGCUCCGUCUCAAAAUGCAAUUUUUCCCCGUGGAAUUGAAUCCGUUGUACCAGAAUGGGAUCGCUGGAGAUCCGAGGAGAAGGGAGUUAGGAAUGCGACUUCCUCUUAGAACAAAUUGCAGAGUGACACUCUACCAGGAUGCUCAUGUGAACGAUGGGGAUCUGGAGAAGAUUAGGAUCGAGGAUGGAAUGGAUUUUGAGCAUGGGAAAUGCUGGCAAGAUAUAUUUCAAGCUAUCUCGGAGGCGAAACACUUGAUUUAUAUCAUGGGUUGGUCCAUAUUUACAGAGGUGAGACUUGUGAGGAGGGAGCCCCUUGAGUCUUUGCCUGAGGUUGAGAAGCUCACAUUGGGUGAGCUUCUUAAACGCAAGGCAAAGGACAAGGUUCGUGUGUGCUUGCUGGUUUGGGAUGAGAGGACUUCCCGUGAGGUUGGCUGUUUCAAGACGAAAGGAGUGAUGGAAACUCAUGAUGAGGAGACAAGGAAAUUUUUCAAGAACACAUCUGUGGUUUGUGUGUUGUCACCCCGUUGUGCUAGUGGCAAGCUCAGCCUUUUCAGGCAACAGGUCGUGGGAAUGUCUUUUUCACACCAUCAGAAAUGUGUUUUAGUUGAUACAAAGGCUAAUGAAAAUAGGAGAAAAAUUACUGCUUUUAUUGGAGGACUUGACCUUUGUGAUGGCCGCUAUGAUACCCCGAAGCAUACACUUUUUAAUGGACUUGAUACUAUAUAUUCGAAUGAUUUUCACAACCCCACAUGUCCUGCAGAAAAAACCAAAGGACCAAGACAACCAUGGCAUGAUUUACACUGCAGAAUUGAAGGGCCUGCUGCACAUGAUGUCCUUGAAAAUUUUGAGCAAUGCUGGCAGAAAGCUGUAAAAUGGAAGCACAUUGGGAGUCGUCUGCAUCUAUGGAACUCUAUGCUAGUAAAUCUUGAAAAUAACCCAUUGAUACUUAGUCGUGCAUCUGUUGUUCCAGAAGAUAGCCCAUCUGAUUCUUGGCAUGUUCAGAUAUUUCGAUCAAUUGAUUCUGGAUCAAUAAAAGGAUUUCCAAAUGCCGUUCAGGAAGCUAAGCAGAUGAAUCUUGUUUGUGAGAAGAAUCUUGUGAUUGAUAGAAGCAUCCACACAGCAUAUGUAAACGCUAUCAGAUCUGCCAAGAAGUUUAUAUACAUUGAAAACCAGUUCUUCCUUGGUUCUUCCUAUGCUUGGCCAUCUAAUCAAAAUGCAGGUUUUAAGCAAUUCUUGAUGCAUAGCUCUAAAAGUGGGGUGGGGAACGAUUUGCUGUUUAUGUCAUCAUUCCAAUGUGGCCUGAAGGGAACCCUUCUUCAGUUCGUGUGCAACCAGUGCUCUUCUGGCAGGGUCUAUGGUCGGUCCGUGACCCCUGGAUGCCCAAGGCGUCCUUGGGGUGAUCUCGUAGUUCCUACGGGGUGGAGACGAUGGGGUCGGUCCAUGGAUUUUCCUUCCUUUUGCCACAUUUCGCUCAAAGGGUUGAAGGGAGAUAGUGCAUCAAGCUAUUCGCAAGGGCCAACUUGA